Danaus plexippus (monarch butterfly) is the source of this 920-nucleotide messenger RNA. RefSeq lists its product as uncharacterized. NCBI's taxonomy places the organism in Eukaryota, Metazoa, Arthropoda, Insecta, Lepidoptera, Nymphalidae. The record is from RefSeq and is a predicted model, not a curated record. The coding region runs from base 152 to 820 and encodes 222 amino acids. The transcript has 5 exons.
UUGGUUUCCACAAAGAAAUCGAUGGACAUAUCGCCAGGAAGCCUUCUGGCAAUACUGUGAAGUUAUAUAAACAAAACUAACAAAGCAAAUAAUAACGACGUAGGCUUAUUUAGUUAGUGCCGUCGAAACUUUUCUGAUUACUAGCUAAGAAAUGGCUUAUCAUCCUCCUAGUGGGCCUCCUCCAUACUAUGGGUACCCGCCACCCCCAAGCACAGCCCCCGGGGCGUUUACGUACGUUCCAGCCCCCGUUAUGAUGCCGAUGUACCCUGAAAGUAACAAUCCUACCUACGUGACUAAUUACAUUUAUCCCCCGCAACCAGCGCCCGAACCUCCUAUAGUUAUUGAUAAUAUUGAAAGUGACGUCAUCGAUUGGGUGCCUUCUACACCUCACGAGGCGCAUUCCCUGUACGGCAGGGCCUUUCUGGCUGGCAGAGAAGGUUGGGAUAACAGCCCCUUGUGGGCCAUCAGAGCCCACUACAACGGGAACCUCGUGCCUGGAAAAUUAGCCAUUAAACAUCGAGCGGCCUACAUUCCUUUUGGUGGCAGAGAGGUUCCAGUACAUAACUUUGAGGUGUUGUGCGCACCACAAAUCGCUGUAAAAUGGGUGCCCAUGAGCCACGGUCAAGUGCCGUCGGGAGGCAUCAUAGCUGGGAACACUCAAGACGCUGAACCUCUCUACCUCGCCAGAGUGAGACACAAGGGCUCUCUGACACCUGGCAAGGUUCAGCCCAGCAACUCGUGUUGUUCCAUAUCUUACGGUGGGGUUGAAAUAUCCUUCGCACAGUACGAAGUUUUAUGUUACGAGGAAGGUUAUAAUUAAAAGUGUUUAAUAAACAUUAUUUUUUUUCACCUUAUAUUUUAUAUUUUUGUAAAUCGUAUAAUUAUCAUGUAUUACGUAAUAAAAAUUUAAUUAUCUAAAG